Messenger RNA from Rhizoctonia solani, 3012 nucleotides. RefSeq names its product plasma membrane H+-transporting ATPase. Gene Ontology annotation, biological process: regulation of intracellular pH; proton export across plasma membrane. Gene Ontology annotation, cellular component: plasma membrane. Lineage: Eukaryota; Fungi; Basidiomycota; Agaricomycetes; Cantharellales; Ceratobasidiaceae. The record is from RefSeq and is a predicted model, not a curated record. The transcript is spliced from 5 exons. Bases 1 to 3012 code for a protein of 1003 amino acids. Gene Ontology annotation, molecular function: ATP hydrolysis activity; ATP binding; P-type proton-exporting transporter activity.
AUGUCUGAGCCGAUUGUCGAAAAGGAGGCUGGGCCCCCAGCGGCCGCCCCCACUACUGGUGCUGGCGGUACUCCAACCGAAGAAAAGAAAAAGCGCGAGUACAAGGACUUUGGCCACGAUGAAGAAAAAGCCACUCACGCAAAGGUCGACAUGGCUCAGAUCGAGCUCAAAGCCGAAGAUCUGUACGACAAGGACAAGGUCGAUCUCGAAACCGUGGUUCUCGACGAUGUCUUCACCCUCCUCCAAUGCACUGAGGAGGGUCUUUCCGAGUCUGAAUCCAAGCGUCGUAUCGAACUCUUCGGUCCUAACAAGCUGGAAUCCAAGGAACAAAACCCCUUCCUUCAGUUCUUGGGCUUCAUGUGGAAUCCUCUCUCCUGGGUCAUGGAGGGUGCUGCGCUUGUCGCUAUUGCCCUGUCCAACGGUGGUGGUCGCGCCCCCGAUUGGCCUGAUUUCGUCGGUAUCGUCCUCUUGCUUUUGAUCAACUCGGCCAUUGGUUUCUACGAAGAGCGUGGUGCCGGUAAUGCCGUCAAGGCGCUUAUGGACUCGCUCGCUCCCAAGGCAAAGGUCCGCCGCGAUGGCAAAUGGUCUGAAAUCGAAUCCGCCGAUCUCGUUCCCGGUGAUAUGGUUGCCUUCAAGAUUGGUGAUGUCGUCCCCGCCGAUUGCCGUCUCACUGAGGCCAUCAACGUCUCGAUCGACCAGGCUGCUCUUACCGGCGAGUCUCUUCCCGUUGGUAAGAAGACCGGUGACCAAUGCUUCUCUGGUUCUACUUGCAAACAGGGUGAAGCCGAGGGUGUCGUUAUUGCCACCGGUGCCAAUACUUUCUUCGGUCGUGCUGCUUCCCUCGUCGGUCAAGAUGACGAUACCACCGGUCACUUGCAAAAGAUUCUCGCUCAGAUCGGAUCUUUCUGCUUGGUUUCCAUCGGUCUCUUCGUCGUCCUCGAAAUUGUUAUCCUCUAUCCUCGCUUCCACUACACCUACCGUCGCGGUCUCGAUAACAUUCUCGUGCUUUUGAUCGGUGGUAUCCCCAUUGCCAUGCCUACUGUCUUGUCCGUCACUCUUGCUGUCGGUGCCCAACAGCUCGCCAAGCACAAGGCUAUUGUCACUCGUAUCACUGCCAUUGAAGAAUUGGCCGGUGUCACCAUCCUGUGCUCUGACAAGACCGGUACUUUGACCACCAACAAGCUCACCAUCGACAAGGAACUCGUUAAGACCUAUGGUCCCUUCGCUCCUCAGGAUGUCAUUCUCCUGGCCGCCUAUGCUUCUCGUACCGAGAACCAGGACGCUAUCGAUCAAUGCGUUGUUGGCACUCUUGACGAUCCCGCUCGUGCUCGCGCCGGCAUCAAGCUCCUCGACUUCAAGCCAUUCAACCCUGUUGACAAGCGUACCGAGAUCACCUACCGCGAGGAGUCUUCUGGCCGCCUCAAGCGUGUCACCAAGGGUAUGACUGGUAUCAUCAUCGAGCUUUGCACCCGCAACAAGACCGACGAAGUCGAGAACCAGCUCGAGGCUGACGUUACUGAAUUCGCUAGCCGUGGUCUCCGUGCUCUCGCUGUCGCAUACGAAGAGCUCGACCAUGAUAACCACGAGGGUGAAGGCAACGGCUUCGAGCUCAUCGGUCUCCUCGCCAUCUUCGAUCCUCCCCGUGACGAUACCAAGCAGACCAUUGACGAUGCUAUUGCCCUCGGUGUCAAGGUCAAGAUGGUUACUGGUGAUCAGCUCGCUAUUGCAAAGGAAACCGGUCGUCGUCUCGGUCUCGGUGACCACAUGUACCCCGCCAAGGUUCUCCAGGACGGUCCCCCACCCGGCGGCAAGCACAUGUCUCUCGACGAGAUGAUCAUGGAUGCCGAUGGCUUUGCUGGUGUCUUCCCCGAGCACAAGUACGAAAUUGUCAAGCGUCUCCAGGGUCUCGGCCACUUGUGCGCCAUGACUGGUGACGGUGCCAACGAUGCUCCCGCUCUGUCCCGUGCCAACGUCGGUAUUGCUGUCGAGGGUGCCACUGAUGCCGCUCGCGGUGCCGCUGAUAUCGUCUUGACUGAGCCCGGUCUGUCUACCAUCGUCCACGCCAUCCGCGGCUCUCGCCAGAUCUUCCAACGUAUGCGCAACUACGCCAUCUACGCCUGCGCUGUCACCAUCCGUAUCGUCGUCUGCUUCGCCAUCCUCGCCUUUGCCUACCAGUUCGACUUCCCUCCGUUCAUGGUUCUUAUCAUUGCGCUCCUCAACGACGGUACCAUCAUGACUCUCUCCGUUGACCGUGUCUUGCCCUCGAACACUCCGGAUGCUUGGGACUUGGCCGAGAUCUUCGCCUUCGCCGUCGCCUACGGUCUCUACCUCACCCUCUCCACCAUCGUCCUUGUCAUUGUCAUCCUCGAGACCGACUUCUUCGAGAACAAGUUCGGUGUUUCCCUCGAGUCUGAGCGUGAUGGUGUUACCGGCCGCAAGAACCACAACGAUCGUCAGCUCCACAUGAUCAUCUACCUCCAAGUUGCCAUGAUCUCCCAAGCUCUCAUCUUCGUCACCCGUUCCCACGGCUUCUUCUUCAUGGAGCGUCCUUCGACUGCCCUGCUCGGUGCCUUCGCCAUUGCCCAGCUCGUCUCUUCCAUCAUUGCCGCCUACGCCGACUGGGGCUUCACUGACAUCCACUCCGUCUCUGGUGGCUGGAUCGGUAUCGUCUGGGUCUGGAACAUUGUCUGGUUCUUCCCUCUCGACUGGAUCAAGUUCGCCAUGAAGGCUACCGUCAUCAGGUGGUUCCGUGCCCGCCGCGAGCGCAAGGCUCACGAGGCUGCUCGUGCCAGCGGUGGCGAGGUCCCUCUUACCCGUACCACCUCGCGCGCUGCUUCGAUCCACGAGUCGCUCUACUCGAACCGUGUCAGCUUCCUCAAGCGUGCUGCCCGCCGCGCCGGCUUUGGUGACAAGCGCGUCCGCAUGUCCCAGGGCGAGCUCCAACGCUUCUCGUCUAUCCAGGCUGCCCAGACUGGUGCGACAUUGGCGCGCAACCCGAGCCGCCCCCACUAG